CCUUCCACCCCUCUUCUCCCCUCUAGUAAGCACACCCGCUCCGAGGUAAGUAGGGUUCUCCUCCCUAUUAAAGUCCGCGCCUCGCUACCUCACGCCGCCGCCGCGAGAUCGAAGCUGGCCGCCACGAAAGACGUUGGAAGAUGCCGAAGCAGAUCCAUGAGAUCAAGGAUUUCCUUCUCACCGCCAGAAGGAAAGAUGCGCGAUCAGUGAAGAUUAAGAGAGGAAAGGACGUCGUCAAGUUCAAAGUUCGCUGCUCCAAGUACCUCUACACUCUGUGCGUGUUUGACUCUGAGAAGGCGAACAAGUUGAAGCAAUCUCUUCCUCCAGGUUUGAGUGUCCAAGAAAUAUGAAGAUGCAGCUAAGAACUCUAGUUUGGCCUCUAGGUUUUGAGCAGCUCCUGAAUUUAUAUCUUCUCAGAAAGAAGUUUAGUAUUUCAUUAAGUGGAUUGUUAGUGUUCUAGUAUGCUUGUAAGGAUCAUAUUUGAGCUGUUCCUGUGUUGCUGAAGAUCUGCAGCACACUUUCUCUCUUUGGAAUAUGGAAGACUUAAUUCAUCCACUGUCAUGGCAUUUGUUCCAUUUAUAAAUGUCAUAAUGUGAAAUAGUUCCCAAGUUGUUUCAGAUAAACACUUGGUCAAUAAUCAGAAUUUCAUUUGUUAA
Molecule: messenger RNA, 656 nt
Organism: Zingiber officinale
Lineage: Eukaryota; Viridiplantae; Streptophyta; Magnoliopsida; Zingiberales; Zingiberaceae
Product: 60S ribosomal protein L38
Exons: 3
Coding region: 141-350 (69 amino acids)
Biological process (GO): protein-RNA complex assembly; translation
Cellular component (GO): cytosolic large ribosomal subunit; ribosome
Molecular function (GO): structural constituent of ribosome
Source: RefSeq, a predicted model, not a curated record